GUACAGCCAAAAUAUUUUCUUUAAAGUAUGUAUUUGAAAAUUGGCCAGAAGAGUGGGAAGAGGAAAGAGUUACUAGUGCACAGAUGCUCAAGUUAAUAUAUCAUGGCCGGUUUAUUCAUGGAAGUGUUACGCUAGGAGCGUUACAUCUACCUGCCGGCAACUCGACGGUUAUGCAUCUGGUAACGAGAGAAACACUGCCUGAGCCAAAUUCUAAUGAUAAUCUAAAGAAAUCUAAACGUGGUCGUUGUUGUCAUUGUACAAUUUGUUAAUUAAAAAUAGAAGAAAAAAUACAAAAAUAUCAUCAUCAAAAAAACAAAAAAAAUAUUUUUAUGACCUCGUUUUCUCCUCUCAUUUUGCAUCGAUUGACUUAAAAAAUGAACAGAAAAAAAUUUAUUUUUAUACCCGUCCUCUCUUUCCUUUUUUUUCGCCACUUAAAAAACACACACAAACAACCACACAACUCAUUUCCGGGUACACUUUUAUAUAUAUUUUCUUUUUUUUUUUAAAAAAAACACAUCUGUACAUUUACCAAAAAUUUUAUAUAAAAAAUGUGUAUUUUUUCGGUAGAUUAAUAUUGAGAUUGUUGGUGUGCGGGACAUAUCGGGAUUGGGGUGACAAAAAUAAUUUCUUGCGUGUUUACGUUUGUUCUAAAACAUAAAAACUCUAUCCCGGGCAAUAUACUAUUCAAGACCCAGUGGCCAUAGGUCCCGAAAUCAGUAGAGUAACUCUGUUCGUACAUUGAAAUAUCCCGAUAUGUCCGUCCCGAUAUGUCCGCGUGCCGGGAUUGUUAAGAUUGUCUCAGCCCAUUUAAGAUUGCUUCAGCCCCAAGUGUCUAUUUACAAUGGAGGUCUGACUUUAAUUAAUUUAAAAAUUAAACAAAAAAUGGUACUUAUUCGGUUUCC
Messenger RNA from Meloidogyne enterolobii, 902 nucleotides. Lineage: Eukaryota; Metazoa; Nematoda; Chromadorea; Rhabditida; Meloidogynidae. The record is from the annotation of a GenBank genome assembly.